CAGGAUAUGUCAAGUCAUAUUGUCGGGUCUGUGACGGUUCUAGCUGUACGAGCUGACUAUUGACCGGUUCGCCUGACGUAGCAUCUGACACCCGACGUAACAACUGCAAUUGGUCGCUACCACGCAACGCUCAACAACCAAUGUUACACUUUACAUGCAUCAUCGUUGCAAUGACUACUAUUGAUGUAGCCCAAUAUUGGACGCCUUUUAUACGGGAAACAGGAUAAGAACUAGACAAGGGAAGAAAGUUGGUCAGAGCUAGAUUGCUUUAUCCGGUACAUAUUGCCUGCGAAAAGGGUAUCCUAGGAGCGUCCCACUAUACUCUGUAGACAUUCUUCUUCAACAUCACUACGCCAUUGAGUUUGUUCUGGUUUCUAAAAUCCUCCUAUAGCCUCUAGACUGCCCGAUUAUUACCCCUAUCUAUCAUGAAGACUAUCAUCGCAGCUACACUGCUGUUCCACAUUACGCCCGCCCUGUCUUCCGUCGUCUUUCUCCUCUCCAGCGAGACAAAUGGUCAAGGCCUAUCCAAAUCUUGGGUCGUAGAUCGCUGGAAGUGCCAGAACCUUGGCGCUGACAUUGACAAGCAAGCAAGCUGGGCUUUUGUCGCUUCUGGUCUUGCAAAUGGUUGUUUCUUAUACGAGGAUGUGAAUUGUAUCGGACGAAAUCUGUACGUCGAGAAGAAUAAUUCGAACAUUCUCGGUCCAGGACCUGUAAAUCUCACGGAUUACGACUUUGAUGAUGUGGCGAGCUCCUUUUCAUGCGUUUAA
Alternaria alternata is the source of this 767-nucleotide messenger RNA. RefSeq lists its product as hypothetical. Lineage: Eukaryota; Fungi; Ascomycota; Dothideomycetes; Pleosporales; Pleosporaceae. The transcript is spliced from 2 exons. The record is from RefSeq and is a predicted model, not a curated record. Bases 426 to 767 code for a protein of 113 amino acids.